AUAUCAAAUAAAUUAAAUAUUAUUUCUUAUAUAUCUUUUAAAAGAAGAAAUAUAUUUAUAACUGUAUAUAAAACAACAAAUGAUAUAUUUAAAAAUAAUAUAAAAUUUAUUAAAGUUUUAUACUCAUCUUCAUGUGGUUCAAAAUCAUUUAUAAAUUCAAAUAAACUUUGUAACGAUUCAAUAAAGUUAUUAUUAUUUAAAUUUAUAUUUUUUUUGAUAAAAAAUAAAUUAUAUAAUAUAAGUUUAAUAAUUGAAGGAAAAAAUUAUUUUAGUAAAAAAAUAAUAGAAUAUCUUUUUAAAAUUAAAAAAAUUGAUAGUAAAUUUAAAAUAGAUUAUUUUAAUAAUUAUUUUAAGUUUUCUUAUAAUGGAUGUAGAGUUAAAAAACGUAGAUAUUUAUAA
Molecule: messenger RNA, 399 nt
Organism: Babesia microti strain RI
Lineage: Eukaryota; Apicomplexa; Aconoidasida; Piroplasmida; Babesiidae
Source: the annotation of a RefSeq genome assembly